CUCCAUUAUUUAAACGCCAAUAUACCAACACCAAAGAACAACUCUCAAAUUGUAGCACUAAUACCUUGGCCUUCUUAAAUUUCAUAAUUUGCCUCUUUCAGUUACUAAUAAUAUGAUGAUGAAGAACAACUUUGCCUCUUUCAGUAAGAAACUUGAGCCUUUCUAUGGUAGUCCCUCUAAAAGAUCACUCAGCACCUUAUUUAGCUACCUACUCUUUCGUUCUAACAUUUUUUUCGUUCAGCUUAGUUACUUCUUAACCUUAUCGCUGGUGGGUUAUUUGGCUUUGAGUGUCUUCACAAAGCCAAGAACUUCUAGUAGUACUCACCCUUUCAUCCCCAAUGAGUUAGAUCUGUUCUUCACUUCUGUCUCAGCAGCUACUGUUUCAAGCAUGUCAACCAUCGAAAUGGAGGUUUUGUCCAAUUCCCAGCUUAUUAUUCUCACCAUCUUAAUGUUAUUGGGGGGAGAAGCCUUCAUUUCCAUGCUUGGAAUCCAAAUAGAAAGGUCCAAAUUUCCCAAACACCAAAAUACAGAUACCACCAUAACCGUUAAUGACAUGAAAAAUUCUAAGUCAAUACUUGAGCAAAUCGAGCUAUAUAGCAUCUCACAUUCAUGUCCAGAGAAAGAUGAGUAUUCCAACAAUCUCUUUGACAUCCACAAUAAUAAUGAAUCUCUAAAAAAUAAUUCUGUUAGGUAUUUGGGUUAUGUCGUUUUGGGGUAUCUCAUAUUAGUUCAUCUAGUUGGUUCAGCCUUGCUUUCUUCAUACAUAAGUCUUUUUUCCUCAGCAAGGGAAGUACUCAACACCAAAGGCAUCAAAACACAAACAUUUUCCGUGUUCACCAUAGUUUCUACCUUCGCAAACUGUGGAUUCGUUCCCACCAACGAAAACGUGAUUGUUUUCAAGAGAAAUUCAGGGCUCUUGUUGAUCCUUAUUUCUCAAAUCCUUCUAGGCAACACUUUGUAUCCGGUGUGCCUUCGUUUAAUAAUUUGGAGUUUGGGAAAGAUAACAAAGAGAAGAGAGUUUGGUUACUUGUUAAGAAACUGUAAGGAAAUAGGUUAUGACCAUUUGCUCUCUAGUGUUCAGUCAACUCUUCUUGCCUUGACUGUAUUUGGGUUCAUAUUGGUGCAACUCAUACUAUUCUGCUCUCUGGAGUGGAAUUCGGAAGCCAUGGAUGGUAUGACAUUCUAUCAGAAAUUCGUGGCCGCUUUGUUUCAGGUUGUCAAUUCAAGGCAUGCAGGGGAAUCGGUGGUCGAUAUAUCUACUAUUUCUUCAGCAAUCUUGGUGCUCUUCGUCGUCAUGAUGUAUCUUCCUCCAUAUACUUCCUUCUUCCCCAUAAAUUACAAAGAUCAUCAAAAGAAGGUUUCCUCAGAUGACAAUAAUACUAGUACUGGUCAUGGAAGAAAGACUUUAUUAUUGGAGUGUUUCAUAGUCUCACCACUCUCUUAUUUGUCCAUCUUUGUCAUUCUUAUUUCUAUAACGGAGAGAAAAAACAUGAAGAACGAUCCCCUCAACUUUAACGUCUUAAACGUUAUCAUUGAAGUAGUAAGCGCAUAUGGUAACGUUGGCUUCUCAACUGGCUAUAGCUGUAAACGACGACUCCAACAAGAGGGUGAUUGUACAGACAGGUAUUAUGGCUUUUCUGGGAAAUGGAGUUCUGAAGGAAAGUUUAUCUUAAUCAUUGUCAUGUUUUUUGGAAGACUUAAAAAGUUUAGCUUUAAAGGUGGCAAAGCUUGGAAGCUGUCUUAACUAAUUUAGCUCGAAAUGUUACGAUCUUUAUGUAUUAUUAGUUAACCUUUUGUAUGAACUGAAACUAUGAAUUAUGAGUAUGCAUACAUAUAGCCUUGGAUUAUAUUCCGUUCACGGAACGGUUCAGUCAGAAAAUAGUCAAAGGGAGCCUCAAUUUGUACUAUUAUUGGACUUACAUUGUAACACUAUGUAGAAAUUAGAUCCAGUAGCCACUUUUAGGUAA
Molecule: messenger RNA, 1967 nt
Organism: Humulus lupulus (European hop)
Lineage: Eukaryota; Viridiplantae; Streptophyta; Magnoliopsida; Rosales; Cannabaceae
Product: sodium transporter HKT1
Exons: 3
Coding region: 113-1744 (543 amino acids)
Biological process (GO): transmembrane transport; monoatomic cation transport
Cellular component (GO): plasma membrane
Molecular function (GO): sodium ion transmembrane transporter activity
Source: RefSeq, a predicted model, not a curated record